GUGUGUGUGUGUGUUGGGGUUGGGGCGGUGCCUGUUUGUGUGUAGUUGUUGAAGAUAGAAAUCUGAGACCAGUCUGAAAAUGAACACAUAGUAAAGACAUAUGUGAAGUUUAUUAUUUAUACACAGUGAGCGUCAUGUUCUCGUCCCCAAAACGGUAUAAGAACCAGCUCUACGACGUCCUGAAGAAGGAAUGUCAGGAGAAUAAGAAGCUGUUUGAGGAUUCGGAGUUUCCCUGCAACAACACCUCGCUGUUCUACAGAAACCCUCUGCCUGGGAGAGUGGAGUGGAAACGACCAGGGGAGAUCAAUGAGAACCCGCAUCUGUUUGUAGAAGGCAUCAGUUCUCAUGACCUGAAUCAGGGUGAAGUGGGAAACUGCUGGUUUGUUGCAGCUUGUUCCUGUUUGGCUCUUAAACCAGAUCUAUGGCAGAAGGUGAUUCCUAACUGGAAGGAGCAGGAAUGGGAUCCCAAACAUCCAGACCGCUAUGCAGGAAUAUUCCACUUCAAUUUCUGGAUUUUUGGGGAGUGGACAGAAGUGGUUGUGGAUGACCGUUUGCCCACCAUAAACGGCCGACUGAUUUACUGCCACUCAAAAUCCAAGAAUGAGUUCUGGAGCGCUCUGCUGGAGAAGGCAUACGCCAAAUUGUCAGGCUGCUAUGAAUCACUCAGUGGAGGGAACACAGGAGAUGCUGUGGUGGAUUUCAGCGGCACUGUAAAUGAACCCCUUAGUCUGGAAGCAGGAAACUACCGCACUGACCCCAAAGCCAAGGACAAACUGUUCUCAGACCUGCUCGAUGUGUACGAACGGGGAGGCAUCAUCAGCUGCUCCAUAGCGGCAUCUCCGAGCGAGCGGGAGCUGCGUUUGGCAAACGGUCUGGUCAAAGGUCACGCAUACUCAGUGACAGCAGUAAAGAAGGUACGUCUAGGACACGGCCUGUCAGCCUACUUUAAGAACGAGACCAUCCCUCUCGUCCGCAUGAGGAACCCCUGGGGAAAACAUGAGUGGGUCGGAGCCUGGAGCGACAACUCAGAUGAAUGGCAGAAGAUCGGGAAUAUGGAGAGGAAAAAUCUGGGAAUCACUGUGGAGGACGAUGGAGAAUUCUGGAUGUCUUUUGAUGACUGGUGUCAGAACUUCACAGAAGCAGAUGUGUGUCGGUUGAUCAACACAUCUGUGUUGAGUGUCCAGAAGAUAUGGCAUGAGGUGGUGCAUUUUGGGAAUUGGAUAAAACACUCUGAUCCUCUGAAGAACCGGUGUGGUGGCUGCAUGAACCAUAAGCAGACAUUUCUACAGAACCCACAGUUUGUGUUGAAUAUCUCUCAGGAGGAAGAAGAGCUGCUGGUGUCACUGCAGCAGAGAGAUAUGAAGAUCCACAGAGCUCGUGGUGCAGGUGAAAACCUCACCAUCGGAUUUGCCAUCUUUAAGGUGGAGCUGAACAGGAAGUACCGCAUGCAUGACAUCAUCACCCAGCAGACCGUCGCCAUGUCCACGUACAUCAACGCACGCUCUGUGUUCUUGAGGAAAGUUUUACCUAAAGGUCGUUACAUCAUCAUCCCGACCACCUUCACACCCGACACACUGGGAGAGUUCAUGCUGCGCGUUUACACGGAUCAAGAUGCUGGGUGCAGAGAGCUGGAUCUGGAUAAACCCCAUGAGAGCUGCUGGAGUUGGCUUCGAGGUUACCCUCAGGUGGUUACUCACAUUUACAUUCAUGCAGCAGAAGGACUCGAAAAUCAAGAUAGAAGUGGAGGUGCAGAUCCUUAUGUCAUCAUUUCCUGUGAGAACAAAUCAGUUCAGUCUCUAGUUCUGAAGGACACUCGAGACCCUCUAUUCGACACUAGAGCCAUUUUUUACAGAAAGAAACCACAGAAACCAAUAAACAUCCAGGUCUGGAACAGUAACCCAGUAAAAGACCAGUUUAUGGGUCAGGUUGUUCUCCCAGCAACUCUGAAGGAUUCUGCAGACCCACAGACGCUGAAGCUGAGACGAGGAGCAUCUCUAAAGUCUGAGGAGAUGCUGGGGACCAUCAGCCUCCGAGUCGUGACAUCCAGAGAGCUCACAGCCAUGUAGAACUCAUUUACACUCACUCUGAGUAGUGAAUACACACAGAUAUCACACACACAUUCUAAGAUUCUGAUCACUUAUUGGUUCUCUACACUGAUCACCUCCAGACACCUCAGUGCACUGUGGGUACUCUAUAUCUGAUCAGUCUGGGAUGAAGAAGAGUUCAGAGCUACAAACAUGUCCUUCCUGCUCUUCUGUCUUUGUUUAAAUCACUAAAUCUAAAUGUUUGAUUGUUUGUACAAUUUAAUGAAGGCUCUGUUUUAUUCCCUGUGUGUCAACAUGAAUAAAUACAUUUUCUUUACUAUAAAGAGAACAGGAGGUUCUAACAGAUGUAGAGCUCCAUCCAGCCUCAGUGCUUGGACCCUGACAGAGCAGAUCACCUUCAUCAGCUCACUAAUAACAUGACAGAACAAACGAUGAAUCACAAGCAACAGAAAUAAUAAAUACACAAUCAGUU
Molecule: messenger RNA, 2517 nt
Organism: Tachysurus vachellii
Lineage: Eukaryota; Metazoa; Chordata; Actinopteri; Siluriformes; Bagridae
Product: calpain-5-like
Exons: 13
Coding region: 135-2066 (643 amino acids)
Biological process (GO): proteolysis
Cellular component (GO): cytoplasm
Molecular function (GO): calcium-dependent cysteine-type endopeptidase activity
Source: RefSeq, a predicted model, not a curated record